AAGUAAAUAAAUAGAUAUUGAGAGAGACAUAGAGACUGUUGUAACAAGAAAAAAAAAUGAGUAGCAAGAAUAACUCCGGAGCUGCUGCAGUUUCUGGAGUCAACACCAACGGUAAGCUACCAAUGGAGGACAAUGAAGAAGAAGAGAUAUGGAAAGUUGCAGUGACGAGGUUUCAAGCCCGAGAAGAAGAGAUCGAGAGGAAGAAGAUGACUGUUAAGGAAAAAGUUCAACAGCGGCUCGGUUUUGCAGAGGAAGCUACAAGAUGCUUAACUCAAACAUUGGAAGAGCUAGAGAUUAUGGGAGAUCCUAUGAGAAAAGAAGUUGGUAUGGUGAGGAAGAAAAUCGACAUGGCGAAUCGAGAUAUCAAAUCUUUGGCACAAAGCUGUCAGAAAAAGGAGAAGGAAUACAAAGACACAUUGGAAGCUUUCAAUGAAAAGAACAAAGAGAAAGCUCACCUUGUUUCCAUGUUAAUGGAGCUACUGGCUGAAAGUGAAAGAUUAAGGAUAAAGAAACUGGAGGAAAUCAACAAGACUGUUGGAACCUUGCAAUGAGGAGAAGCAAUCUACAUGGAUCUUACCUUAAAAGAGAGUGAAAAUUUGUUUAAGUUUUUGGUAUUACACUCUAUCCAGGUCCUCCUAUUAAAAGUGAGCUACGAUGUAACAGGAUGUACGAUAAAUGAAUGGUGCUAAGGUUUAAAGAUAUGAAUGCAGCGAAAAACGAAUUUCU
Messenger RNA from Arabidopsis thaliana (thale cress), 726 nucleotides. Its product is annotated as RAB6-interacting golgin (DUF662). Lineage: Eukaryota; Viridiplantae; Streptophyta; Magnoliopsida; Brassicales; Brassicaceae. The record is from RefSeq and is marked reviewed. Bases 57 to 551 code for a protein of 164 amino acids. The transcript is spliced from 4 exons.